CGCCACGGUCGCCCGACCUGCGACGCACGAUCAAGAUGCUGCCGGACGACGAGCGGUCGCUGGAGCGCAUGCGCACGCAGCUGUACGCGCCCAGCACGUCUGCCUUCUUCUCCUACAACAAGGUGCCCUGGGAGCUGCACGUCAGGAAGGAGGUGUUUUCCCCGGGAGAGAAGUUUGGCGAUCCUCUCGUGCUGGAUUUAGUUUUCCGACAAAUCUACAAGGAUGUCAUGUCAAACACCUGUAUCCGCAUUAACAGACACGAGUGCAGAGCAAUGCGCAACAAACUGG
Molecule: messenger RNA, 288 nt
Organism: Priapulus caudatus
Lineage: Eukaryota; Metazoa; Priapulida; Priapulimorpha; Priapulimorphida; Priapulidae
Product: unconventional myosin-XVB-like
Exons: 2
Source: RefSeq, a predicted model, not a curated record